Benincasa hispida (wax gourd) is the source of this 3911-nucleotide messenger RNA. RefSeq names its product Plant Tudor-like RNA-binding protein. NCBI's taxonomy places the organism in Eukaryota, Viridiplantae, Streptophyta, Magnoliopsida, Cucurbitales, Cucurbitaceae. The record is from RefSeq and is a predicted model, not a curated record.
UCUUCGAUUUUUUCAUCGUUUUCUGGGUUCAAUCUGUUUCCUUCUUUUACAAACCAGAUCAAAUUUGCAAUGAUCCUUAAUGUUUAUUAUUUCCUUUUACAAUUUCCGUUUCGUUUCUUGGUCAAUCAAACUCUAUUUUUCUGCUUCUUGGGUCAAUUUCAAUUUUCUGACUUGCUGUUUGGUUGCUCUGGAAACAGAAGAAACGUUCAGAAAUAUUGGAUAGUUGGCUCUGGAAAUCGGUUCACAUACCAGCAAACAUGCGAUUCAGGAAAGGCAGUAAAGUGGAAGUGCUAAGCAAAAAGGAGGUGCCUUCAGGUUCCUGGCGUUCUGCUGAGAUUAUGUCUGGAAGUGGUCACUAUUAUACCGUCAGAUAUGACAAAUUUGAGGGUGGCAGUAAUCAAACUGUUGUGGAGAGGGUAUCGCGGAAGGCAAUUAGGCCUUGUCCACCUUCUCAGGAAGUUUUAGAGAAUUGGAUUCCUGGCGAUGUUGUGGAGGUAUUUAAUGACCGUUCUUGGAAAAUGGCUACGGUUUCAGAGGUUUUGGGGAAGAACAACUAUGUGGUCAGGUUACUUGGAUCUUCUUGUGAGUUUAAGGUCAGCAAGUUUGACAUUCGAGCACGAAGAUCUUGUCAAGAUGACAAAUGGGUUUUGAUGCACAAGAGGUCUGGCAAUCAUGGUGAUGACAGCAAAGAGGAUGAGAAGGCAAGCACCAGAUUUUAUGGUCUGAGCUCCCAAGUUCAGAAAUGCCAAAAUGUUCCUAAUUUAGUAACCUGGAAAAGGGGACCAAACUAUGAGUAUUCUCAAGCUGAAACAAUGGGUAGAGAUGGCUUGAAAUGUAGAAUGUCGAAGAAAAAGCGAAGGUAUCAUAGUGUGGUUGCUGGCAAUCCAUCCAUGUUGCACGAGCAUGUAAAAUCACUUGUUAUCCAAAGAGGUAUGCUGGGGGGAACAUCUGGAGGUGCCUUUUUGGAUAGAACCAAAAUUUGUGAAAUGAAUGGGGACAGGAAGAAACAAAUGGGUGUGGCUUACCAUUCUUUUGAAGAGAACUUUAAACUAAAUAAUGCUGAUAGAGCUACAUGCUCAGUUGGUAGUUGCAGUAUGACUGACAGUGACGACCGUGGGUUACCUUGUCAUGUUACUAUUGGCCGCAAUGAAGAUACCGAUGGUUCUACAAGUGAUGCUGAAUCAUUUUGUCAUUUGGGAUAUGGAACAGGCAAUUUUCUUCUAUCCAGAGACAAGCCAUUGGAAGCUGAAGUCCAUAGGUUAGAGUUACAUGCCUAUCGAUGCACUAUGGAGGCAUUAUAUGCUUCAGGUCCUUUAAGUUGGGAAAAAGAAUUAUUGCUUACUGAUCUACGCCUGUCCCUCCAUAUAUCAAACGACGAGCAUUUGAUGGAAAUAAAAAAUUUAGUUUCCACAAGCAUUUCAAGUAGAUGACAAAAUCUAUCCUGCGGUAGCUUUAUCAUCAUUGUACCACUUGGAACUCUGAGAAAUUUCACUUGUGAACAUUGAUGAUGCAUUUGUUCCAGUGUUGAAGUUGGGGGCUCUUGCGUGCCACACUUCUACAUGUGUAAAUAAGAUUCUCCAUUCUCUUUGCAUAUACAAUAUGAAAUAUUUGUCUAAAUUUCUUGUGAAGAUGCAUUGAUUUCAGUUUAUAUGGGUUAUAGCAUCAAUUCAAUUAAGGACAUGCUUGAGCCUGACAUCCUUCUGCCUGUGGAGGAUUAGACUCUUCUUCAUGUCUGGGGCUGUUCAAGCUCAUUUCUCAGUGGUUGAAACUUGAAAGGUCGUACUUGGAACCUUUACAUCAUUUUGUUACAUAUGUCAAUUUUUCCCAUGAAUCCAGACAAUGAUGUAACUUUCAAUUGUUUCAUAUAUUAUACUUUUAAUCCAUUGAAGCUUGCUGCAUGUUUCUAUCUCAAGGAGAUCCUCAUGAUAAAAUCUAAGGGGGAGAGAGAGAGAGAGAGAGAGAGAAAGAAACAUCCUAGUAGCAUUUUUGAAAGGUCUUAAUGUUUUAUUUACAUAUUGUAUUGUAGGAGAUCUGUUACUUUGAUGUAAAAGAACUGAACGUUUUGACCAAUAGAAAAAGGGCAUAGUUGUUACCCUCAGGAAAUUUGUCGAACCUCUAGAGUAUUAACAUUUUUGUUAGUUUAGUGGUCCUGGGAAGUGGGAACUUCAAUUUCCCUAUAGCUGUUUCAUUUUGGAAUUGCCUAUUUGGAAGAUUUUUUUCAGCAGAAAAACACAAUGUUCUGUACAUCUUUUGUAGGUAUUAAAACUCUUUUAUCUUCUAGGUUUCUAGGAUCUGCAGAUAACGUUGUUUCACUGACCCUCUCUUGACAUUGCCAACUGUCAAUAGUUUACAUAAGGGCCUCAUGUACAGUAUUAAGCAAGGCAUUAUGAUUGUGCCUGAUAAGGUAAACUUGUGAAAUGCUGUCUUUUAUCUUUUUACUACUCAGGUGGUUGUGGUUACUUAAUGAACUCUGCAAUUUUCAGUGGAUUAUACCUCUUCUUGAUGUAGCAUCAGUUUAUAUGUACACAUAAUGAUUCAGGCAUACAUCUUCUAGAAACAUCUGCUAAAGGAGAAAGAAACUGACAAUGUUUAUGUAUAUUUUAUGAUGACAUCCUCAGGUUUUUUUGAGACAAAUAUCUCCACAUCUAUGUUCACUGUUAUAUGUACACCACUAGUUAUGGAGCUAUCAAUUUGAAAUUUCAAUUACGAUUAUUGGAUCUGUUUCUCUUCGAUGAACACGUUGACUAAAAUGUCAGCAACUCGGGAGAGUGAGUUUUCCACCAUAGUAAAAUUGUGUAGUGUAGAAUUCAAUAAUGGCAGACAACCUGGCAUAGGGUGCAUGAUCUAGGUAACAUAAAGUAGAAUCUAUGAACUCUGUUUAUUCCUCCUUAUUCAUUGCAUGUUAUGUUAUUUUCAGUGUAAAACGAAGGUUAAUUUGAUAAAGUUUGAUAGUAUUCUUAUUUGCAUCCUGCAGACAUAUUAAACUAGGGAUGUGUAUAGUUCCAGCUCGGCGUUAAAGCCGGUGUAGAACUUGUCUCAAAGCUGUGGGUGGAUAUCCCCUCAUGCUCCUCGAUUGCUUGUAGUUGCAUAAGAAGUGAGACUUGCUCUGUAACCAUCAUGCUUAUUUUGAAUAUUUGAAUCCAAACAAGCCUCAUCUCAUCAUAGGCUUAUUUGUUUUACUUUCUUAAAUAGUCUUCAUUUCGUUACGCUGACUCCUGUGCUGAUCAUGCCUACUUUAAAUGAAUUAGCAGAACCACUGUUUAGAAGGGAGUUUGAAAGUACAAAUCACAUUAAUUUGUUUAUACUUCUGUACAGAUGCCAUCAAUCUCAAUGAUUUUCUUUUCUUUCUUCUUCUUAUUCUUUCUCUCUCUUGGCUUUAAUGUCCAUAAAAUUCUCCAUUUUUUGUUGUUCAUCAUUACUUGAGUUGAAAUAUGGCAUUAGCAAGGAAGUUUCAAAAUCUCGGGUAGUUUUUUACUCCAUUGUUAUUCUUUUAGGAAGAGCAUUGUAGUGCCUGUUUGCUGUUUUUGUUAGGUCUAGUACAAGAAUACAGCAUUUGUUUCUCAAUUAUUCUGCUCUAUUUGAAAAUUUGGCUGCAUGAAAACAAAAAGGAAACAGGGUAUUUUGGCGUUGAUUGGUACUGAUGGGGCAGAGCUUCCUGUUUUUCUUGCUAUUAUGUACUGAAUUGAUCUGAUACAGUUCGUCGCAGUAAUAGCUUGAUAAAUUAUGGUUGAGGUAAAAGUUAUACAAGUUACACUUUUCCAUCUGGUUUAUUGUUUGAACGAAAUGUUCUGAAGUUUUCAUGUGAUCAGGUAGUUUGGAAUCGAGAACUAAAAGAUAAGUUCAAUUAUGGUUUUUGUUUCCGAAUAUUUCAAAAUUUGAUUUUGCUCCAUAAAUUUUGUCUCUCUUCUAUU